Egretta garzetta (little egret) is the source of this 3508-nucleotide messenger RNA. It is a transcript of the gene ITGAV, whose product is annotated as integrin subunit alpha V. Gene Ontology annotation, cellular component: integrin complex; external side of plasma membrane. The record is from RefSeq and is a predicted model, not a curated record. The transcript is spliced from 30 exons. Gene Ontology annotation, molecular function: integrin binding. NCBI's taxonomy places the organism in Eukaryota, Metazoa, Chordata, Aves, Pelecaniformes, Ardeidae. Gene Ontology annotation, biological process: angiogenesis; cell-matrix adhesion; integrin-mediated signaling pathway. The annotation marks the transcript as partial.
AUAACAUCAAUAAGAAUAGGAAGAGAAUUGGAAAAAUUAGAUCCGGGAAGGCCAGAGGAACUGAAGGAACAGCAGCUGCACUGCAUCAGACUCCAAAAACCAGACACAUGGGGAAGAAAGAGGAUAUUUCUUCUGGUGGGAGCCCCAAAAGCAAACACUACCCAGCACAACAUCGUAGAAGGAGGCCAGGUGCUCAAAUGUAACUGGAAUUCAAACAGAAACUGCCAGCCCAUUAUAUUUGACUCCACAGGCAACAGAGAUUUUGCUCCUGAUGAUCCACUGGAAUUUAAGUCUCAUCAGUGGUUUGGAGCCUCUGUGAGAUCCAAAAAUGAUAAAAUUCUGGCCUGUGCUCCACUGUACCACUGGAGGACUGAAACAAAACAAGAGAGAGAGCCUGUAGGAACAUGUUACCUGCUUGCUGGGUCUAAAUCUGUUGAAUAUGCACCCUGCAGGUCAACCACUAUCGAUGCAGAUGGACAGGGAUUUUGUCAGGGUGGAUUUAGUAUUGACUUUACAAAGGGAGACAGAGUGCUACUUGGAGGACCUGGAAGUUUUUACUGGCAAGGCCAACUUAUUUCUGAUCGAGUGACAGAGAUUGUGGCUAAAUAUGACUCCAAAAUCUACAGUACAAAGUAUGAUGACCAGUUAGCAACCAGACCUGCCAGUGCAGCUUUUGAUGACAGCUACUUGGGUUAUUCGGUGGCUGUUGGAGACUUCAAUGGUGAUGGCAUAGAAGACUUUGUAUCAGGAGUCCCAAGAGCAGCAAGAACUCUGGGCAUGGUGUCUAUUUACAAUGGGAAAAACAUGUCUUCCAUGUACAACUUCACUGGAGAGCAGAUGGCUGCCUAUUUUGGUUUUUCAGUGGCUGCCACAGAUAUCAAUGGGGACAAUUAUACAGAUUUGUUUAUCGGAGCCCCUCUUUUUAUGGAUCGAGGUUCUGAUGGGAAACUUCAAGAGGUCGGCCAAGUUUCCAUUUGCCUUCAACGAGCCUCUGGAGGGUUUCAGAUCACAAAGCUGAAUGGUUUUGAGAUAUUUGCAAGAUUCAGCAGUUCUAUUGCACCUCUGGGGGAUCUAGAUCAGGAUGGCUUCAAUGAUAUUGCAGUUGCUGCACCAUAUGGUGGAGAGGACAAGAGAGGGCUUGUCUAUAUCUACAAUGGAAGAGCAAAUGGUUUGAAUGCAGUCCCAUCUCAAAUUCUUGAAGGGCAGUGGGCCGCUCGCACUAUGCCACCUAGUUUUGGGUACUCGCUGAAAGGAGCCACAGAUGUGGACAAAAACGGAUAUCCAGACCUAAUUGUUGGAGCCUUUGGUGUUGACACAGCUGUUUUAUAUAGGGCUAGACCAGUUAUUAGAGUAAUUGCUGCCCUGGAAGUUAAUCCAACCAUUCUAAACCCAGAAAACAAAGCCUGUUUGCUGUCAGAUGUAAAGGUUUCUUGCUUCAAAGUAAAGUUCUGCUUAAAAGCGGAUGGCAAAGGAAAGCUCCCUAAUUCACUCAAUUUCCAAGUGGAGCUGCUGUUGGAUAAACUUAAGCAGAAAGGAGCUAUAAGAAGAGCUCUCUUUCUCCACAGCAAACAGCCUAGCCACUCUAAGAACAUGACUAUUACAAAGGGGGGCAAAAUGAAUUGUGAAGAACUUGAUGCCUUUUUGAGGGAUGAAUCUGAAUUUAGAGACAAACUAACUCCUAUUACUAUUUUUAUGGAAUACCGUCUGGAUUACAGAACAGCUGCAGAUGCAACAGGAUUGCACCCUAUCCUCAACCAGUUCACUCCUGCUAAUAUGAGCAGACAGGCACAUAUUCUGCUGGAUUGUGGUGAUGAUAAUAUCUGCAAACCAAAGCUGGAGGUUUCAGUAGAAAGUGAUCAGAAGAAGAUCUAUAUUGGUGAUGAUAAUCCCUUGACGCUAAUUGUCACUGCUCAGAAUCAAGGGGAAGGAGCUUAUGAAGCAGAACUUUUUGUCAUUGUUCCACCCCAAGCAGAUUUCAUCGGUGUUGUUCGUAACAAUGAGGCUUUAGCAAGACUGUCAUGUGCAUUUAAAAUAGAGAAUCAAACUCGCAUGGUAGUUUGUGACCUGGGAAAUCCCAUGAAAGCAGGAACUAAGCUACUAGCUGGCCUGCGUUUCAGUGUGCACCAGCAGUCUGAAAUGGAUACCUCUGUGAAGUUUGACUUGCAAAUCCGAAGUUCCAACCUGUAUGACAAUGUAAGUCCAGUAGAAUUCUAUCAGGCUGACCUUGCUAUUUUAGCAGCUGUUGAAAUUAGAGGUGUGUCGUCUCCUGAUCACAUAUUCCUUCCUAUUGCAAAUUGGCAGCCAAAGGAGAAUCCAGAAACAGAAGACGAUAUUGGGCCUCUAGUUCAGCAUAUCUAUGAACUGAGAAACAAUGGUCCAAGUGCAUUCAGCAAGGUGAUGAUGACUCUGCAGUGGCCUUACAAAUACAAAAACUACACGCUGCUGUAUAUUGUUCAGUAUGAAAUUGAUGGUCCCAUGAACUGCACUUCAGAUAUGGAAAUCAAUCCACUGAAAAUUAAGAUUUCUGCUUCUAAAGAUGAUGAUAAGAAUGAAACACUUAGCAGAGAAGAUAAUCGUGAUCAUCGUAUCAGUCGAAGGGAUAUAACUGCCAUUGAAGGAGAUGUGCAUACAUUGGGCUGUGGAAAUGCUGAUUGUUUAAAGAUAGUCUGUCAAGUUGGCCACCUGGAAAGGGGAAAGAGUGCGAUAUUGUAUUUAAAAUCACGCCUUUGGACCCAAACUUUCAUGAAUAAAGAAAAUCAGAAUCACUCCUAUUCUCUCAAAUCAUCUGCUUCUUUCAGUGUAAUAGAGUUCCCUUAUAAGAACCUUUCCUUUGAAGAUAUCCACAAUUCUACAGUAGUUACUACAAAUAUUACAUGGGGCAUUCAACCACAGCCUAUGCCUGUGCCAGUGUGGGUUAUAAUUUUGGCAGUCCUAGCAGGAUUAUUGCUCUUGGCUGUCCUAGUGUUUGUUAUGUACAGGAUGGGCUUUUUCAAACGUGUGAGACCACCUCAGGAAGAACAAGAAAGAGAACAACUGCAACCGCAUGAGAAUGGGGAAGGAACAUCAGAAGCUUAAGCAGAGUUUUAUCUGUAAGACAUUCUGAAAUUUUAAAAUGCCUACAUCGUGGUUACGAAUAUUGGUUUCCCCCUUACGGAAAAAACACUUAAUGACUGCAAAGGUGCUGGUCUCGGAAGGUAUCAGCAUGUACAAAAUAAGAGCAAUAUAUUUAAAUCCUCCUUUUUGUAUUAAUUACGUUCAUACAUGUGACUAACACAUCUGCACUGAUUUGCGUGUGAAAAAAUUAAGCAAUAUGUAGUGCUAUGAUUUUGCGUAUCGGGAUGUAGGAGACACCUUUUUUGAUUCACGGACUGACUUUACAUUAAUUGUUACACAGAUUCUGUGUUUGCUCUUGAAGCCAACAGCUUCCAUAGAUACUUGCUGGAUUACACGUUUAGUUUUGAUUGAUUUUUGUUGGAGUACACUACAUUUCAUUUCAGAGUUCUUGAAA